CCGCUGGCCGGCCCGUGGCGCCCCCCGCCCCGCCCGCGUCCCCGGCCGCUCGGCGCCUCCUCCAUGGACGACCAGAGCCCGGCGGAGGAAAAGGGACUGCGUUGUCAGAACCCCAACUGCAUGGACAAGGGGCGAGCAGCCAAGGUAUGCCACCACGCUGACUGCCAGCAGCUGCACCGCCGGGGGCCCCUCAACCUCUGCGAGGCCUGUGACAGCAAGUUCCACAGCGCCAUGCAUUAUGACGGGCACGUCCGCUUCGACCUGCCUCCACAAGGCUCUGUCCUGGCCAGGAACGUGUCUACCCGGUCAUGCCCCCCACGCACCAGCCCUGCACUGGACCUGGAGGAGGAAGAGGAAAGCUCUAUGGAUGGCAAAGGGGACCGGAAGAGCACAGGCCUGAAACUCUCCAAGAAGGCAAGGAGGAGACACACAGAUGACCCAAGCAAGGAGUGCUUCACCCUGAAGUUUGACCUGAAUGUGGACAUUGAGACAGAGAUCGUACCAGCCAUGAAGAAGAAGUCGCUGGGGGAGGUGCUGCUGCCGGUAUUUGAAAGGAAGGGCAUCACACUGGGCAAAGUGGAGAUCUACCUGGACCAAUCCAACACACCCCUUUCCCUCACCUUCGAGGCCUACAGGUUCGGGGGACACUACCUGCGGGUCAAAGCCAAGCCGGGGGAAGAGGGGAAGGUGGAACAGGGGGUGAAGGACCCCAAGUCCCUGAGUCUGCCAAUCCUGCGGCCAGCCAGGGCCCGGCCCCCCUCCCCGGAGCGCGUGGACCCCCAGAGUCGCCGGGAGAGCCUAGAUAUCCUGGCCCCUGGCCGCCGCCGGAAGAACAUGUCGGAGUUCCUGGGGGAGACGAGCAUCCCUGGGCAGGAGGCCCCCACGCCUUCCAGCUGCUCUCUGCCCAGUGGUGGCAGCGACAGCUGGAAAAACCGGGCAGCCAGUCGCUUCAGCGGCUUCUUCAGCUCAGGCCCCAGCACCAGCGCCUUUGGCCGGGAGGUGGACAAGAUGGAGCAGCUGGAGGGCAAACUGCACGCCUACGGCCUCUUCGGGCUGCCCCGGCUGCCCCGCAGGCUGCGCUUCGACCACGACUCGUGGGAGGGGGAGGGGGACGAGGAGGAGGAGGAGGAAGACGCCUGCCUGCGGCUGGAAGACAGCUGGCGGGAGCUCAUCGAUGGGCAUGAGAAGCUGACGCGGAGGCAGUGCCACCAGCAGGAGGCGGUGUGGGAGCUCCUGCACACAGAAGCCUCCUACAUCAAGAAACUGAGGGUGAUCACCAACCUCUUCCUCUGCUGCCUCCUGAACCUGCAAGAGUCGGGGCUGCUGUGUGAGGUGGAGGCGGAGCGCCUGUUCAGCAACAUCCCCGAGCUCGCGCGGCUGCACCGCGGGCUGUGGGGCAGCGUGAUGGUGCCGGUGCUGGAGAAGGCGCGACGCACGCGGGCGCUGAUGCAGCCCGGCGACUUCCUCAGAGGCUUCAAGAUGUUCGGCUCCCUCUUCAAGCCCUACAUCCGAUACUGCAUGGAGGAGGAGGGCUGCAUGGAGUACAUGCGCGGCCUGCUGCGCGACAACGACCUCUUCCGGGCCUACGUCACGUGGGCCGAGAAGCACCAGCAGUGCCAGCGGCUGAAGCUGAGCGACAUGCUGGCCAAGCCCCACCAGCGGCUCACCAAGUACCCGCUGCUGCUCAAGUCCGUGCUGAGGAAGACCGACGAGCCGCGCGCCAAGGAGGCCGUCGUCACCAUGAUCGACUCCGUGGAGCGCUUCAUCCACCACGUGAACGCGUGCAUGCGGCAGCGGCAAGAGCGGCAGCGGCUGGCGGCCGUGGGGAGCCGCAUCGACGCCUACGAGGUGGUGGAGGGCAGCAACGACGAGGUGGACAAGCUCCUGAAGGAAUUUCUGCAUCUGGACCUGACAGCACCCAUCCCUGGCGCCUCCCCGGAGGAGACUCGGCAGCUGCUGCUGGAGGGGAGCCUGAGGAUGAAGGAGGGGAAGGACAGCAAGAUGGACGUGUACUGCUUCCUCUUUACGGACCUGCUCUUGGUGACCAAGGCAGUGAAGAAGGCCGAGAGGACCAAGGUCAUCCGGCCACCACUGCUGGUGGACAAGAUUGUGUGCCGGGAGCUCCGAGACCCUGGCUCCUUUCUCCUCAUCCACCUGAACGAGCUGCACAGCGCCGUGGGGGCCUACACGUUCCAGGCCAGCGGCCAGGCCUUGUGCCGUGGCUGGCUGGACGCCAUUUACAACGCCCAGAACCAGCUGCAGCAGCUGCGUGCCCAGGAGCACCCAGGCAGCCAGCAGCACCCGCAGAGCCUGGAAGAGGAGGAGGAUGACGAGGACGAGGAGGAAGGCGGGGAGAGCAGCACUUCCGCCGCCAGCUCCCCCACCAUCCUGCGCAAGAGCAGCAACAGUCUCAGCUCCCAGCACUGUGCCUCAGACGGCUCCACGGAGACCCUGGCCAUGGUCGUGGUGGAGCCUGGGGAGCCGCUGUCCUCUCCCGAGUUUGAGGGUGGCCCCUUCAGCUCCCAGUCGGAUGAGACCUCUCUCAGCACCACUGCCUCGUCGGUCACACCCACCAGUGAGCUGCUGCCCCUCGGCCCCGUGGAUGGCCGCUCCUGCUCUGUGGACUCCGCCUACGGCACCCUCUCCCCCACCUCCCUGCAAGACUUUGUGGCCCCGGCCCCUGUGGCGGAGCCAGCGCCCCGGCCCCCAGAGUCACCACAAGCCCCCUCGCCCCCACCCUCGCCCCGUCUCCGCCGCCGCACCCCUGUCCAGCUAUUGCCCCGCCUGCCCCACCUGCUCAAGUCCAAAUCUGAGGCUAGUCUCCUCCAGCUGCUAUCAGGGGCCACCGCCUGCGGAGCGCCCCCGGCCCCCAGCCGCAGUCUGUCCGAACUCUGCUUGGCCGUUACGGUCUCUGGCACGAGGACUCAGGGCUCCCCUCGGGAAGCUGGGCCCAGCUGGGUUCACCGGGGGGCGCCCGGCCCCGGCAGUGGCCCCAAGCCAUCAGAGCUGGAGGGCAGAACCAGCUGCCCGGCUGGGGAGCCUGAAAGACCCCCCAGGAGGGGCAGAGAGCUGCCCUUGGGGACCUCACCCAGGAUCCAGCCCGAGCCCCACCCAGGGAUCUCUGCCCAGCACCGGAAGCUGACACUGGCCCAACUGUACCGAAUUAGGACCACCCUGCUGCUUAACUCCACGCUCACUGCCUCGGAGGUCUGAGCAGAGGGAGGCCCCCAAGGGUGCCACUGACCGAGAGACCGCAAACAGCAUGCCUUCUGGGGCAUCUGGGUCCCUGCUCCAGCUGCUGCCUGCACAGUAGCUGGAGAGCCGGGCCGGACCCCCGAUUUGCACUUUGCCAGACUGGAUGGAGGUGGAGGAGCGCUCAGCAGAGCUCCAGGCCCGGGCUGCAGGACUUCCUCAGGACCCCCAAGGCCACCUUCACUAACCUGUCCCCGCCCCCCCCCCGACCCCUGCAG
Hyaena hyaena (striped hyena) is the source of this 3470-nucleotide messenger RNA. It is a transcript of the gene PLEKHG5, whose product is annotated as pleckstrin homology and RhoGEF domain containing G5. The transcript has 22 exons. Bases 64 to 3213 code for a protein of 1049 amino acids. Gene Ontology annotation, biological process: Rho protein signal transduction; endothelial cell migration. Gene Ontology annotation, cellular component: endocytic vesicle; axon; plasma membrane. NCBI's taxonomy places the organism in Eukaryota, Metazoa, Chordata, Mammalia, Carnivora, Hyaenidae. The record is from RefSeq and is a predicted model, not a curated record. Gene Ontology annotation, molecular function: guanyl-nucleotide exchange factor activity.